AUGGGGGGACGCCUCUACAACUGCUUCCGCACUGAUCGUGGUAUGGCGUCUGCCCGACGUUGCCGCGGCUGCCAGUGCUCGGGUCUCCGCCACGUGUGAUGCACUACUUGCCCUCGGAGCUGCCUACGCCCUCGUCUUCGGCGGAUUCAACCCGGCUGGCGGAUUUCCUUCGCUCGGCUCUGCGUGUGUGUGUGAGCGAUCUGGUCUGCAGUUCGGUGAAUUUGCAGUGCGAUUUUUGUGCAAUUGGUUCUGUGGUUCGAUAACUUUGCAAUCGCUUCAGCAAUGGUUGUUCAGCGUGUAAUGAACAGGAGGGUGAUCUGGAUUGUGUAGAGAUUUUGGAAAGGUAGAUAGAAAUCCAGUCAUUUGUUUAAGCGAUAGGUGUUACAUUAAAAAAAAUAUAUAACCGCAGAAACCGAUAAUUGAAAACCAAAUCAAUACCUGAAAACAGAAAAAAAAGGAAAGACACGAAAUAAGGAAAAAGAAAAGAAAAACUCAAACGCAACAAGGUGCACGACCCUCCUGCAACCGCCUCCCCCACCUCCUCUCAUCGACACCUCACCCCAGCCGAGAUGAUCGACGCAAUCGUGAAGGGGCUGGUGUCCUCCGCCUCCUACCUGCUCUCCAGCAAGCCCCUCGCCUUCACGAAAUCAGGCGCGGCUGACGGCACCCCCUCCCCCUCCCUCCUCGCCUCCAAGGGCACCUCCUGUAGCGCCCACUCCAUCCCCUCCCCCCCUUCCCCCUCCUCUCUCUCCCCCUCCCCCCUACACAGCACCUGCGGCGGCCCCCCCUCCUCCCCGCACGAUGCCCACCCCCGCGGCGAGAGGGGGAGGUGGGUAAGGCCCCUGGGGUAUGCCGAGCGCUUCAUGACCGCCGCGCAUGACCACGGCUGCAUGACCACGGUGUACGCGCUCUGGCUGGACGCCCGCGCGCCCAUCGACUUCCAGGUGAUCAAGCAGGCCACUUCCAUCAUGUACAGGAAGCUGCCUCACCUGCGGAUGUCGAUCGGCCGCCACAAGGGCAAGCUGUGGUGGCGCGAGAUCCCGAGGGAGGCCGUGGACGUCGAGGAGCUGCGUAGCGACGACGUCCUGGCCACUCUCGAGUCGCUGCUCCGACGCCGCUAUCGCCUAGAGGAGGGUCCCCUUUGGUUUACGAGGUUCGUGCCCCUCCAGGGCGAGGACGAGUGCGUCAGAGACAACAACCACAACCUCAAGUACAAGUACGUCUGCCUCUUCGGCUUCCACCACAAUGUAAGUGACGGGACGACCAACAUGAAGUUCUGCAAGGUGUUCCUGCAGGUAGUGAACGACCUGCUGGCGGGGCGCGAAGUGGACAUGCGUCAGGAGGGGGUCUUCGCGACGCCUCUUCACGACCAGAUAGCCGACGACGCGUCCUCGCAGGGCUACUUGUUCACUAUCUUCCUCAAACGCUUCUACAAGGGUAUCCUCAGCUACGGGGCCUACGUCAGGAACUUUACACACAUUUACAGAAUGCCCGCAGAGAACAUAGCGAGCACGCGGGUCCUGCACCACGAGCUGGACGAGUUCACCACCAGGAACCUUCUCCGGCGCUGCAAGAUGGAGGGCGUGACCCUGAACUCGGCCUUCACCGCCGCCGCCAACCUCACGCUGUACCAGAUGAUGGCGGACAAGAACCACUCGCUGGACGAGACGACCGUCAACUCCCUGCAGGCCAUCAACAUGCGGCGCUACUGGCCCAAGGACGCGCAGCCCAACACCUUCGGCUGCCACAUCUCCAUGCUGGACGUGGGCUUCGACACGAAGCGCGCCGACCUGGACGGCUUCUGGGAGUACUCGCGCGGCGUGCACUCGAGCCUGGUGUACCAGCUGACCACGACGCAGCACCCGCUCAAGAUCCAGCCCAUCAGCGAGCGCCUCAUCCUCAUCAUCCGCAGCAACUCGUGGCUGGACUGGGCGGGCUUCCCCUCCACCAACGACAAUCACUACACCGUGACCAACAUGGGCGACCUGACCCACACCUUCCCCGGCAUGGGCGACGAGGUCGAGGUGUCGCGGGUGCUGCGCUCCGUGUCGUGCCACUUCAUGCCCACGCUCUGCCAGCACACGCUGCAGACGUUCCGCGGCCGCUUCUGCUACUCCCUCGACUACUACACGCAGAAGCUUUCGCGGGAGACCGCCACCACGUACGCGCAGGGCAUCAUAGACCUCCUGCGGAAGUCUAUCCACACGCCCAACUGACGCGACCCGACGGCGAGGGAGGACACCCUCACGCAGACGCAGGCGACGACGGCUCGCCCAAGGUGACAGUGAGACGCCCGACAGCACAACGACGACGAAGCUCCCCUCGGAGGGCUCGCGAAUCGCCCCGGGAGGUACACA
Molecule: messenger RNA, 2357 nt
Organism: Penaeus indicus
Lineage: Eukaryota; Metazoa; Arthropoda; Malacostraca; Decapoda; Penaeidae
Exons: 3
Coding region: 570-2216 (548 amino acids)
Source: RefSeq, a predicted model, not a curated record